AUGUUCGUUAUUUUUGAAAUCGCUGUUAAUGCUUGUUCUGUACUUUCUACGCAGCCUAAGCAAAUUCACGAGAUUAAGGACUUCCUUCUCACUGCCAGAAGGAAGGAUGCGAGGUCGGUGAAGAUCAAGAGGAGCAGAGAUGUGGUUAAGUUCAAGGUCAGAUGCUCCAAGUAUCUCUACACACUGUGUGUGUUCGACCCAGAGAAAGCUGAUAAAUUGAAGCAAUCACUUCCUCCAGGUUUGAGCGUCCAAGACCUGUAA
This is a messenger RNA of Sphenostylis stenocarpa, 261 nucleotides long. Lineage: Eukaryota; Viridiplantae; Streptophyta; Magnoliopsida; Fabales; Fabaceae. The record is from the annotation of a GenBank genome assembly.